AUGAACGGCGAAUCUCAACCUUUUUUGUUUCAUCCUCUCUGGGCAUCUAGACGGAGAAAGAAGGGACGAGUGUAUCCGGGCCAUGAUCCGAUCCAUAUUUUAUCUGUAUAUUCCGGCAGAGCAUAUCGAUAUCGGGAUCCCUCCAAGCCGGCUCUGGGACAGCAUCAAAAGUCCUUCGUUCCUCCUUGCAAUGAGCAGGGACCAGGGAAGAUGUAUGAGGCUGGUAAGGGUAAAGGCACUAUCGGACAUGGGAUUUUUUAUAUAGAAAAUACUCCUCGUGUAAAUGGAAGUAUGUCACAUGGGUGUGGCCUGAAAUUCAUCCAUGAACCACUGCUUCUCCAUAGAAAAUCCACGAAUUUGGCCGAGUUGGCUCUAAUUCAAUGCCUGUCUCCAUCGAGAGUUCCCGGAUAUGCUGGGAAUCCUCUCAAGGAUGGAGGUGGUCGUCUAAGAACUGCUGGGUCCAGGAUAGUUCACAGUGCUCAUUCUAUCGAUACUGGGAAAGAAAAAAAAAGAAUGUUUACACUCAAUUUUCAUUACGAAGAUGUAUCACGUCAGGAUCCGUUGCUCAAACCGAAUCACGCCAACGUUAUGGAAGUUCCUGGAUCGUGUAAAAUAAGAGUAGUACCAAAGGCAGCACCCUCUGAUUUCAUAAUAAAAAAUGGAAAAUUGGCUAUGGAGAUUCCGUGCGGUCAGAAAUUAAUACAGACACAAAGGGCUUCGACAGGAAAGGAGUUUCGAUCCAAUCCAUUCUUGGGAAAAAAUCAAGACAAAAAAGGAUAUGUCAGUGACCUAGCACGGCAAAGCACUCUCCGAGGGCAUGGAAUGUCUCAUUUUUUGGUAAGAAUCUCCGCAGUAAUGUCUCUGUUAGAUUUUCCGGUCGAAAUACGGGAAAAGUCCAUUCAAUUCUUGAUGGAAAUGGAGUUUUGCGAAUUCUCCCCGGAACUGGAAGAUCAUUUCGAGAUCUUCGAACAUAUUCGAGGGUUCAAUGUCACUAUUGUAACUUCGGCCAACACACAAGAUGAGACUUUACCACCGUGGAGCGGCUUUUUUCAAAAAGAUGAGGGGGAAAGUCAAACUGCUUUAGUUCUGAUCUGUGCUGAUCUUACAAUCACCGACUCGAAAUCGAGGGGCUACCCAAUAGCAAAUGCCGGCAUAUCUUCACAUCCUAGUGCCCAGCCGGACAAGGAGCCUGUGUUACUAAUUGGCUUGAUAGUUCAAGUAGUAAAGGAGGUCUGUGGUAGUCAAGUUAAUAUACCUGAUCUGAGCUAUGCUCAACAUCGUGGAGUUUUUGAUCAGUCUUACAAUAGGUUGUCUGGGACCAUACCUGAUGAAAGAAAGGAGGUCACUUGUUUAAGUCAAGCAAUCGUAGAGACCGGGAAGAAUAAUGGCAUUGAUGCCAUAGAAGAAGCUCCUGGUGGUUCAGUCAGAACCGCGCUUAGAAAUGUGAACGUAACCUUCGCUAUUUCAUCUCCGGCUAUUGAGCAAAGUGGAAGAACUGAUUGCACAAUUGAAAGAAUAGGCUCUGGUACUAAUGACUUAACUGUUGAUGGAAGGAACUUCACUCAAAGCUGGGGAAGGAAAGGAAGGGUCAAUUUCGUAGAUAAGAAGGGCGUCGUUAGCAGGAUAAGGGCUAGACAGAUAUUUCAUUAA
This is a messenger RNA of Lactuca saligna, 1650 nucleotides long. The record is from the annotation of a GenBank genome assembly. NCBI's taxonomy places the organism in Eukaryota, Viridiplantae, Streptophyta, Magnoliopsida, Asterales, Asteraceae.